UUAUCGUUUUUUUCUUUGGCCUCUUUCAAACCUCGUGGCUCGAUAAGGAAACCCAAGGGAAAAUUAAACCUUCAAGUUAUGAGAGUGCCUUUCGUUUAGAGUUUAGACUUCAGGUUCAUAGUCAGAUAGUCUGGUCAAGUUGUGCAAGAGUAAAUAAGAGGUUUGAAUGCUGAUCCUAAGACGGUUCUUAACAAUCGGCCACAACAGAAUCUGGGUGAAGAUGUCAGAUUCCUUGUCGCCUCCAGAGAAUGUGAGAGUUGUAAUGAGUCCACCAAAAACAGCAGGGGUCAUCAUUAUCGGCGAUGAAGUGCUCAAAGGACAAGUCGAAGAUAAAAACUUGCAUUUUUUGGCAAAGAAACUUACCAAAUUGGGAAUUCGCCUUUGCAAGGUUUCGGUGAUUGGAGACUCAGUAGAUGAGAUAGCAAAGGAAAUAUCAGAAUUUUCAUCAAAGUACGACCAAGUGAUAACGACUGGAGGUAUUGGUCCAACUCAUGACGAUGUAACAUAUGAGGGCCUAGCUGCAGCGUUCAACGAUGUACUCAUCGUGAACAAAGAAAUGGCAGAUUUCUGGACGUGGUUCAAUAAUGACAUCGAUGGCCAAGCGAGAAAGUCCACGAUUAAAAUGGCCACUGUACCGUCUAACGCCACGAUACAGUACACCAAUCUUAAAGAACACAUAUCACCGAGGAAAUUCCCUGUUGUGACAAUGCACAACGUCUGCAUCUUUCCGGGGAUACCUUCUUAUGUGAAAGCCAUAUUCGAAGGUCUCGAGGGAAACUAUUUUAUGAGUACAGAAAAAAAAUUCCACAUAAAACGGCUUUACUUGAAUGUAUGGGAGUCUGUCGUUACAGACUCUUUGAACGAGACUGUAUCUAAAUUCCCGACCAUCUCUUUUGGAUCGUACCCGAAGGUCAACUGUCCAUACUACAAAGUGGUCAUCACAAUGGAAUCAGAAAACGGAUCUGUUCUUGACGGCGCUUUGGAAUUCCUCAGGUCUCGAAUACUUGAUGAGUAUAUCACGGAUGAAGGGGGAAUGCUUGGGGACGCUUGGAUCAACUUGGAGCAGGCGUUAAACGACGGGAAAUUCAAUUCAUUCCUUGAACCAUUAGACAGAGCGAUAAAAGUUAUAGAGAGUAUUUUUGAAGAGAAUUCUCCCCAUGAAAUAUUCAUCGCUUUCAACGGCGGUAAAGACUGUACGGUGCUUCUCCAUCUCGUCCAUACAGUCCUGAACAGGAAGUAUGGCCUUGAGGAGUAUCCGAAAAUCAACGUCCUAUAUGUUAAAAAUGAAAACACUUUUAAAGAAGUCGAAGACUUUAUCUGUAAAACGACUCAGAGGUAUCGGCUGGAUUUGGUUACAAAACAAGGGCCAAUUAGGAAUGCUUUGAAUGAAUUGAAAAUGACAGAGGAAGGUAAAAGAUGGAAAAUUGCAUUGAUGGGGACAAGGAGAAACGACCCUUGCGGGAAAAACCUUGACUAUAUUCAGAAAACAGAUCAAGGUUGGUCAGAAUUAACAAGGGUUUCGCCCAUACUUGACUGGAGCUACAGCAACAUCUGGCAGUUCCUGAGGACGCUCAGCAUCCCCUACUGCAAACUAUAUGACCAAGGUUAUACAUCUUUAGACGGCAAGAACAACUCGUUAAAGAACCCGAAGUUGAGGUAUGUGGACGAGACGGGGAAAGAGUGCUUUCACCCAGCUUGGAAGCUCGACGACGAAAGCGCAGAACGAAGUGGCCGAGAGUAAAUUUUGUUGAAUAAGUCGUCAAAGUCUUUGAACAACCGUUUCUACUUAAAUUUAUUUGUUAUAAUUCUAAUUCUAUAUUUGUUAUAGUUCUAAUUAUUUAUUUGUUCAUAAUCAAAGAAAUAUUUAUUAUUAACGCUUUAUUUAAAACAUGUAGGUUUAAUUUUAGUCUAUUGACAGCGAUCAAAAAAAUAAAAGAAUAAAAAUAAUAAUAAUAAAAAAGUGCAGAGAAUUAAGCUGAUUUUCAAACAUCCAGAGGAACGCAGAGAGCUAUUUUUGAAACUUUGCAAAAUAAUUUGCAGGUAACAAUUUUUAGUUUGUAAUUAAAUGCAAAAUUACCAAAUCA
Molecule: messenger RNA, 2084 nt
Organism: Cimex lectularius (bed bug)
Lineage: Eukaryota; Metazoa; Arthropoda; Insecta; Hemiptera; Cimicidae
Product: FAD synthase-like
Exons: 11
Coding region: 167-1741 (524 amino acids)
Biological process (GO): FAD biosynthetic process
Molecular function (GO): FMN adenylyltransferase activity
Source: RefSeq, a predicted model, not a curated record